AUGCCAACGCCCAAGGACUUCGUGUGCCCGAUCACCAGCCAGGUGUUCGACGACCCGGUGACGCUCGAGACCGGGCAGACCUACGAGCGGCGAGCCAUCCAGGAGUGGCUGGACCGGGGCAACGCCACCUGCCCCAUCACCCGCCAGCGCCUCCACGGCGCGCAGCUGCCCAAGACCAACUACGUCCUCAAGCGCCUCAUCGGCGCCUGGCGCGACCAGCAGCAGCCGCAGCGGCGGCCGUCCCCUUCCCCUUCCCGUUCCCCGCCGCCGUCCACGCCUCCUCCGGCGACAACCGGCAUGGAGGGCGACAGCCCAGCGCCGCCGCCGUUCAUUGUCCCCAUCAAGGCUGCCGCCACCUCGUCGCCGUCCCCGGAAGCCAACACCAGCGCCAGCGCGCCGUCGCCCACCAGCAUCAUCGCGCAGGCCUCUCUCUCGAGCGCCGUGGCCGAGCUCCGCGCCGCCGUGUCCUGCCUCUGCACGUCCGAGGACCUGGCGCAGUCCGAGCGGUCGGUGCUCAAGAUCGAGCGCCUCUGGCGGGACGCAACCGCCGGCGGUAGCUCCGAUGCCAAGCCGGCCAUUCUCGCUGCGCUCGCCAGGCCCGCCAUCGUGAACGGCUUAGUGGAGAUCCUCUUCAACUCCGUCAGCGCGCAGGUGCUCCGGGUCGCCGUGUUCCUCCUCGCCGAGCUCGCCUCCCGGGACGACGCCGUCGUGCAGACGCUCACCAGGGUCGACUCCGACGUCGACUGCCUCGCCGCGCUCUUCAAGAAAGGACUGGCGGAGGCCGCCCUCGUCGAGAUGGACCUGGCGGAGGCGCUCGUCACCACCAUCCGCCGCGGAGAAGACGAGGACCCGCUCAAGAUGUGCGUGAGCCCCAAGGCCGCGUCGGUCAUCCUCCUUGGCCAGAUCCUCGUCGAGGCCGCCGGCGCGGCGGACAGCUCCACGUCUCCGGUGCCAAGGUCCGCGCUGCUGUCCGAGAGGUUCAUUCGGAGCCUCGCCGCCAGCCUAGAGGCCGAGCCGGUGGAGGAGAGGCUGGCCGCCAUGCGGAUCCUUCUCAGGUGCAUCUGGGAGGACGGACACUGCCGGAGCAGCAUCGCUGAGAAGGCGUCCCUCGGCGCCGUCCUCGACGCCUUCCACGCCGUCGGCGACGCCGACAAGAUCGACAUCGUGCGCUUCCUCUACGAGCUGCUCAAGCUGAAAAAGCGAUCGGCGCCGGAGCGUCUUCUUCGCACGAUCAAGGAGGGUGGCUCCUUCAGCAUGAUGCACACGCUGCUCGUGUACCUGCAGUCCGCGCCGCCGGAGCACAGCCCUGUCGUGGCGGGGCUGCUCCUCCAGCUUGAUCUCCUGGUGGAGCCGAGGAAGAUCAGCAUGUACCGCGAGGAGGCCGUGGACUGCCUCAUCCAGUGCCUGAAGAACGCCGACUUCCCGCGGUGCCAGCUCCUCGCCGCCGAGACCAUCAUGUGCCUCCCGGGGAAGUUCUCGUCGUCAGGGAGGCCGCUCGCCCGGUCCACGCUGCUGAAGCUCGCCAGGGUCAAGGAAAGGUACCGGCAGUCGCAGGACCUGAACGCCGCUCGCGCCGAUGGCGAAGACGAAAUGGAGGAAGGGAAGGCUGCGUCGGAGUGGGAGCGGAAGGCGGCGUACGCGGUGGUGAGCCACGAGUUCGGGCUGGUGUUUGAGGCCCUCUCCGAGUGCCUCAGGACCAAGAACGCGGAACUGUUCACGACGAGCCUCGUGUGCGCCACCUGGCUCCUGUACAUGCUCUCCCUCCUCCCCGACACCGGCGUCCUCGGGGCCGCCCGGGUCUGCCUGCUCCGCCAGUUCGUCGUUGUGCUCCGCUCCGCCAAGCACGGCAGCGACAGGGUCCUCGCCAUGGUGGCGCUCAGGAGCUUCAUGAACGACCGCGAGGGGAUGCACGACAUCACGACGUACAUCAAGGACGUGCUCAAGACGCUGAGGGAGCUGAAGAAAUCCUCCGGCCUCGCGUUCGAGAUGCUCAAGCUGCUAUCAGACGGCCAGGAAUCCAGCGUCGACAUGUGGAGCCACAAGGAGAUCAACCAGGUCGACUGCAGCGCAAAUGGCGAGGUGACGUCGGUCGUUUACCUCAAGAGCUACAUCUUCUCCGGCCACUCUGACGGCACCCUCAAGGUGUGGCAGUUCCGGGACGGCAUGCUCCGGUGCGUCGAGGUCCAUGACACGAGAGACCUCGUGCAGAGCCUUGCCGUCGCCAGCGCCGUGGCCUGCUUCGUGCCGCAAGGCGCAGGCGUGAAGGUGCUGAACUGGAACAGUGGCAACUCCAAGCUACUGAUUACUGAACCCCAACAAGAGAUCGACCUGGCGAGCGGCACGCUGGGCGUGAUCCAGUCCGGCAGCAAGAGGAUCCUGGGGAAAGCGAGCCCCGUCUACGCGCUGCGGGUCCACGACGGGCUGCUCUACACCGGCAGCACGCCGUCGUCGUCCGUGGACGGCGGCGCGUCCGUUAAGGUGUGGAGCUGCGCCAACUACGGCCUCGUCGGCUCAAUGGCGACGGCGGUGGAGGCGCGGUCGCUGGUAGUGAGCGCCGACCUCGUCUACGUCGCCUCCAGGACCGCCGCCGUGGAGAUCUGGUCCAGGGAGAAGCUCGCCAGGAUCGGCACGCUGCAGGCGGGCGGCCCCGGGUGCCGCGUCCAGUGCAUGGCUGUCGACGCCGACGCCGACGUCCUCGUCGUCGGGACGUCGGACGGCAGGAUCCAGGCGUGGGGAUUGACUUGA
Miscanthus lutarioriparius is the source of this 2745-nucleotide messenger RNA. NCBI's taxonomy places the organism in Eukaryota, Viridiplantae, Streptophyta, Magnoliopsida, Poales, Poaceae. The record is from the annotation of a GenBank genome assembly.